AAGAAUUAGGCGCCGUUAUUGUAUUAUGCGCUCCGAAGGACUCAGCAAAAAGGAGGACAUUCUUGAAUGUGUAAAUAGUAAGGUAGAUGACAAAAAACUGCGACAAUUUUCAAUCAGUCGAUAUGGGUUAGUGGAUAACGAUGUUAGAAAAGUUGUAUGGCCAAUUUUAGUGAGAGGAAAUUGCGAACUACCAGAUAUAGACCCUGAAAUGGUAAAGCACCAUCCAAGCUAUCAUCAAGUUAAAUUGGACACAUGUCGUAUGACAAGUUUAAUGCCUAAGAACUCAAAUCCCGAAGAAAUUGAAAGUAUGCAACAAAUUGUUACUCGUCUAGUGAUUUCUGUAUUAGUGGAUAAUCCUUCUUUACAUUAUUAUCAGGGUUUCCAUGAUAUUUGUUAUGUAUUCUUUUCCGUUUUGGGUGAAAGAGAAUCUCGAAUGUUGCUGAAUAAAUUGAUCCCAACUCAUUUCAGUUUGUUCAUGCAGAAAUCUAUGGAUGUAACUCUCGAAUACAUGCAAUUGAUAUUCGCCUUGUUAGAACAUGUUUCAACUUCUGUACUGAAUAGUAUAGAAUCUGUUGAGUUAGGCCCAGAUUUCGCUAUUGCUUGGAUUAUUACUUGGUUUGCUCAUGUUCUACCUAAUAUGGAUGAUGUCAGACGCCUGUUUGAUCUAUUUUUAGCAACAGAUCCUAUCAUGUUGGUUUAUGUUUCAGUUGCUGUGAGUUUGUAUUAUUUAAAAAAAAAUAGGAUAUCGAAGUAGAUUUCACUACUUCUGUAAUGUAUUAGGAUAUUAAAAAGGUGGAUAAUAAAAAGUUGAUAUAUCUUUCUCCAGAAUUUUCUUUAUGGAUUCUAUUCUGGAAAGUUACCUCAUACUACCUUGUCACCUUUUGUUAUAAUUUCUCUUAUUAUGACCUAGUUAUUCCUAUUGCUUAGUAAUCUUAGACACAAAUUCACUCGACAAGUCCUCAAAUCAGAGCAUCGUUAAACAGGAACUGAAUUACAUUUCAAAUAACAAGGGUAUAUGAAAGUAAGAGUUACAAUAAGAAAACCUUUAGUAUAUUUACAGUUUUUACACGAGAAGAUUCUAGAGUCUUUCCCAAGUAUCCACUAGCGCUGAUUAGAUAAGAAAUAGCCAGACUACUUGGUUGGGGUCUGCGUGACUAUUGUAACCAAUGUUUAGAGACUCUGGAUGACAUGGCUCAGAAUCGACCACAAUGGGGUCGGUGUAUACACUCUUUGUCUUCCCUUAAACCGUAAGACUAAAAUUGCUUUAUAUCUUUCUUUCUACGAGCUAAUUCUUUCUUCCUGUAUGAUAUCCUUAUACUCAAUCUUUCUUUUAUAUAUUACUAUCAUUGAAGUAACUACUAUGAUUAGGUGUCUAUCUUGUUGUCUUAAUAAGGUAUGGCAACUUAGACCGAUGCAUAUAUAUGCCUGGUCCUACGUUGCACCUGACUGACUGAGAAUCAGCGUGCCCCAACAUAAUGCUACACGGAACGUGCUUUAAUCCAAUCCAUAUUGCGCUAACCCCUUUAAUCAAAAUCAAUUAUGGAUUGUUAGUGUUUUUGUUUGUAGUAAUGACUAUGAUUAAUGACCUUUAAAGUUAUUUAGGCUUAUUUUUUAAAUUUAUCUUUAUUAUGGAUACUUAAAAUAACCCAUAGUGUCAUUGAAUAAGAAAAAGAGAAUUCAGCGAAUAAAAUUUUCGUUUUGAUUGCUGCAACUUGGUCUUCUCAUUUAGCAGUUUUGAUUGCCCCACUGAUCAUUCGUCACCUAUUCUUUAUUUGAAAAGUUAUUAAAAUAAAUCAAGUGUCUUGUUUAUCAAUCCUUACCAUCUGUCAGACAACUUCAGAAAAUCAACGUUGCAAAAAACCUCGAAACGACUUGAAACAAUAGAUUACGUAAUUCAACCCUUAAGUAAAUAGAUUUCAAGUUAAGCGUGUAGUUUGGGAAGCGAGGGAUAAGGUGAUUUACAAAGUUUAAAAACCAUUAGUUGAGAAAAGUGUAAUAUUUAAUGAAUUACAACCAUCUUUGAUGUGUAUUAUCGAAAUGAGCGAAUUCUUAAUUAUAAUCCUUUCAUUGAUUGUUGACUUUAGAAUUGUAAUUUACCUGAGUUACUAUUUAUAGAUCAUUGGAAUAUGACUCAGAUAUAAGUAUUAUGUAUUAGAGAAAGACAUUCUCAACCAAUAUCAUUCUUACUAAAAACUAUAUUAGGCUUCUUAAACAUUGAAAAAUCAAUGUUGAAGAAAGGUUUUAGUUGAUUUUCAGUCUACACUUUAUACAUAGUUAGUUUUCAUUUGUUAGUGAAUUUGAACAGUUUAAAUUGUUUUGUGUUAUUACUAAGGUUUUGUGAUUUACUGUUGUUGAUAUUCGGGACUGCAAUUGGCCAGUUUCUAUUUUGGAAGUUUACUAAAACUUGUGAUAUAAUGCUGUUAGCGGGCAUAGACUGGAUUAAAGCAUGCUCAAUGUACGAUUGCUUUGGUGCACACUGAUUGGCUAAUCCUUAUCCAAUCAGCACUAGUCGAUACUUGGGGAAUACUCUAGAAUCUUCUCAUGUAAAAACUAUAAAUAUACUAAUGUUUUCCCUAUUGUGCUUCUUACUUCCAUCUAACCUUGUUAUUUGGAAUAUGAUCUCUUCUCUGUUCAACCGUGUUCUGAUUUGGGGACUUGUCGGGUGAAUCGAUGUCUGAGAAUUCUAAGCAAUAGGAAUAGCUGGGUCAUAACCGUAAGAAAGAGAUUAUAACAAAUGCUGUAUCAAGGCAGUCGUUUAAGAUUCAUACAUGGUAAUUAAGACUAAUCAGUUACAGUCCUGAAUAUCAACAGUGUGAAGUUGCAAGCCCUUAUUAAUACCUUUAUACUUAUUGAAAAAGUUAGUGGCCAUGUAGAUUCAGUUGCCCAAUGGACAACAAAUUGUCCGUUUGAAGCUAAACACAUUGAUUCCAAAUUUCUGUGCAAACAUUAUGUAUGGUAGUGAAAGUAAAUAUGAUUGGCCACUAAGCGUGGACAAAUAGGCACACAGCUUAUUGGAUAUCAAAUAUGUAAUUUCCUUUCAUUCUAUUGAUAUCUACCACGGACUCACUGCGAGUGAUUGUUUGUAAUUGUAUGGAGUAAAGUGUUGUCUAGAGUUACACUGGUUCUCUAUUUGCGAUUGUGAAUCGGGUAUAUGAUAUGACAUGAUUUAAUCUGCGUAUAACGUGUAAAUCGAGUAUUCAAUCCAGUGGUAGUACAAACUCGGUCACCAGUCUUAUCGUACUAUAUCGUGAAACGAGAGGAAAGAUUUCCAUUAAUCCGUUAUAUCACAUCACUAAAAUUCAAGUACAUUCAGCUGAUGGAUCCAAAAUGCGAUGGAACGUUCCCGCUGUAUUCUAUUGCUAGACACGUUCCAAGAAUAUGAAAUGGUUGCAUAUUGUCUACUUUUUUGUUUUAUACACUUUUCAUGAUUAUUUUUCUACUCUUUAAUAACUAAUAAACUAUUGUUGAUUUCGUCUUAAAAUUAAAAAUAUCCCUCUUUUCAUAGAUAAUUACUAUCAGUGCCAAAGAAGUGGAAUCAACACCGUUGGAUUUUGCUCUUUUGUAUCAAACACUUGCACGUCUACCUAAACUACAUCCUGUUGAGGAGCUUAUCCGUGAAGCUUUAAAAAUUUACAUUGAUUUAGAACCAGACAAAUUGAUUGAAUUAGGCAAUAAACGUAUUCUAAAAUAUCGUGAGCAAAAAUUACUAAACCGAUCACCAAUAAUACGUCAACCAUUUUCAAAACCUACAAAUAAACAUAUAUUAUGGGGAUUAGUUACGCAGCAUCAAAGAACUAUUUUCUCUCUUAGUCUUAUCGUCAUUGUAAUUAGUUAUUUAUUAAAUAAAAGUUUAAAAGACUAGAAAAAAAAAUGAAAAAAAAGACCUAAUUAUUACUGUUCAUAGUUAUGUAAUAGAGUUGAUUAUUUUCCAAGUUAUUUUGUCAAUACUUUAUUCAACUUGUUCAGAAACUUCUCUAUAAAUAUAUUUAUUAUUUCUUGGAAAUGCUUUCAAUGCGAGCUGAUGUAUGCAGUAUGUUCACCUCUUUUUAUUUCAGAAAUCUUUCUUCCCUUCUUUUUUCCACCCUGUUUUAUGUCUUUUUAUAUUAUGGAUAUUCUAUGUCUAUGUAGUAUUGUUGGUGAAUUGUACGGUAGAUAAGGAAUCUGUUUGAUUUUUCUCCUUAGGAAAAUUUCUGAUGAUAAUAAUUUCAUUAUUUAUUUUUAUUAUUUAUAUAUAUUUUUUUGAUAAAUAAAUUUAUGGAACAAA
Messenger RNA from Schistosoma mattheei, 4264 nucleotides. The record is from the annotation of a GenBank genome assembly. NCBI's taxonomy places the organism in Eukaryota, Metazoa, Platyhelminthes, Trematoda, Strigeidida, Schistosomatidae.